Molecule: messenger RNA, 375 nt
Organism: Saprolegnia parasitica CBS 223.65
Lineage: Eukaryota; Oomycota; Saprolegniomycetes; Saprolegniales; Saprolegniaceae
Exons: 1
Source: RefSeq, a predicted model, not a curated record
AUGAGCGUCCUCUCGGCUCUCCGCCGUACUUCGCAGCACCGAUCGCUUCUCCCGCGCCGCUUCUUCUCGAUUCCCAGCUCUCGCCCGCUUGCGCUUGUGGUCGCCCGGCACAAGUUGGCGCCAGAAGCACCGGACCGCUUUUACUUCCACUACAGCAACCCGAUCGACUGGCCGCUUGUGCUCCAAGACGAGCUGGGACUUCCACGGACCCCGAAGGUCCUCAGCGUCUUUAGCUCGUUCAGUGGCGAGUCGGAUCCGGGCGUCACAGGGACCUUCAACGUUUCGUACGACAAGCUCAUGGACACCAUGGCGUACUUUCAGGAACAGGAAAGACGCUACAACGAGCUCAUGGCUGCCUUCAAGAAGAACGGCCAG